Molecule: messenger RNA, 6969 nt
Organism: Xyrauchen texanus (razorback sucker)
Lineage: Eukaryota; Metazoa; Chordata; Actinopteri; Cypriniformes; Catostomidae
Product: integrin alpha-11-like
Exons: 30
Coding region: 46-3636 (1196 amino acids)
Biological process (GO): cell adhesion mediated by integrin; cell-matrix adhesion; cell-cell adhesion
Cellular component (GO): external side of plasma membrane; integrin complex
Molecular function (GO): integrin binding
Source: RefSeq, a predicted model, not a curated record
CACACUGUCAGGACAUUCUUAGCCUACUCACACGCACACACACACAUGUUUUGUUAUACUUCACACAUACAAAUGGAGUACUACUGCACCCUCCUACUCUGGAUUGUACUGCCAGGGUUCCAUGACUGUUUCAACAUUGACACCAGGAACCACAGGAUCAUAAAAGGACCCAGGCAGACUCAGUUUGGCUACACUGUCCAACAGCACACAGCAGGGGGACAGAAGUGGUUACUGGUAGGAGCCCCACUGGAAACUAAUGGGCAGCAUCAGACAGGAGACGUGUACAAAUGUCCCUUAAGCAGAAGAUCUGGAGGGCCCAGCUGCACCAAACUCAAUCUUGGAAGGAUCUCCUUGACAAAUGUCUCUGAGCGUAAGGAUAAGAUGAGACUUGGAAUGACCCUUUCAUCUAACCCUAAAGAUAACAGCUUUGUGGCUUGUGGUCCCCUUUGGUCAUACGAAUGUGGCAGCUCAUACUACAGCACUGGAAUUUGCUCCAGAGUCAAUGCCAGCUUCAAAUUUUCCCGGACAAUUGCUCCUGCUUUCCAAAGGUGUGAGACAUACAUGGACAUAGUGAUAGUCCUGGAUGGUUCAAAUUCAAUAUACCCCUGGAAUGAAGUCCAAGAUUUCCUUAUAAACAUCCUCCGCAAGUUUUACGUUGGGCCAGGACAGAUUCAGGUUGGAGUGGUGCAGUAUGGAGAAAAAGUGGUGACUGAGUUUAAUCUGAACGACUUCCGCUCUGUGGAGGACGUGGUCAAAGCAGCCCGUAAGAUAGGCCAGCGAGGAGGGGAAGAAACCAACACUGCAUUGGGAAUCAGUGUUGCACGCUCACAGGCCUUUAAAAAGGGAGGUAGAAAAGGAGCAAAAAAGGUGAUGAUUGUCAUAACUGAUGGUGAAUCACAUGACAGCCCUGACCUACAGCAGGUCAUCGAGGACAGUGAGAAGGACGGCAUUACCCGAUAUGCCAUCGCUGUUCUGGGCUACUAUAAUCGCAGAGGCAUCAACCCUGAAGCUUUCCUCAAUGAGAUCAAGUACAUCGCUAGCGAUCCUGAUGAUAAGCAUUUUUUUAAUGUGACAGAUGAGGCAGCAUUGAAGGAUAUUGUGGAUGCUCUGGGAGAGAGGAUCUUCAGUUUAGAGGGGACUAGCAAGAAUGGGACAGCAUUUGGUCUCCAGAUGUCUCAGGCUGGCUUCUCCACACACAUAGUGGAGGAUGGUAUUUUAGUGGGAGCUGUGGGGGCUUAUGACUGGAAUGGAGCUGUGCUGAAGGAGACUCUUCAGGGAAAAGUGGUUCCUCCAAAGUCCUCAUAUGAACAAGAGUUCCCAGAAGAACUGAAAAACCAUGGGGCAUAUCUGGGUUACGCAGUGACCUCUGUAGUGUCAGCUCGCAGUGGUCAGUUAUAUGUCGCAGGAGCUCCACGGUUUAACCACACAGGCAAGGUCAUCGUAUUCACCCUGAAAAAUACUGGAGAGCUUACUAUAUUACACUCACUAAAGGGACAGCAGAUAGGAUCAUACUAUGGAAGUGAGAUUGCUCCAGUUGACAUUGAUGAUGAUGGAAUAACAGAUAACCUGUUGGUGGCUGCCCCCAUGUUCUUCAGUGGAGGGUGGGAGAAAGGCAAAGUCUACAUUUACAAAGUGACAGAGCAGCCUCGUUUCAUACUGGAGGGCUCGCUGGAGAUCUUAGAUCAAGGCCAGAAUGCCCGUUUCGGCUCAGCACUGGCCCCCGUGCCUGACCUUAACGGAGAUUCAUUUAAUGAUGUGGUGGUGGGAGCUCCACUGGAGGAUGACCACAAAGGGGCCAUUUAUAUCUACCACAGUCAACGCAAUAGAAUACUGAGGAAAUACAAACAGAGGAUUGGUGCAAUUCAGCUGGCCCCUGGUCUGCAGUACUUUGGUCGCAGUAUCCAUGGGAAGAUGGAUAUAAAUGGAGAUGGCCUGGUGGAUCUGGCUGUGGGGUCCCUCGGAGCAGCUGUACUUCUUUGGUCACAAAGUGUUGUCCGCAUCCAUGCCACUGUUCGAUUUGAGCCCAGCAAGAUCAAUAUAUUCAAUAAAGACUGUCGGAGAGGAGGGAAGGAUGUGACUUGCAUGUCGGCUAUCGUAUGUCUCAAUGUCACAGCCCGGACCCCUAUCAGAGCCUCACAGGAAAUAGCUGUCAGAUACAGUGCAUUCAUUGAGGAGAAGCGCUUUAAUCCUCGAGCAGUAUUUGAUGUCCCAGAUCAGCAACAGCCACAGAAUCUCACACUGUUUCCUGGAGAGGAGACCUGUGACCACAUCUACUUCCACGUCAUGGAGACUACAGACUAUGCCAGGCCCAUCACAUUCACUGUAGAGACAGGCCUGCUGGACCCAGAACAAGGCCCAUCUCUAGAUGAUAGCUGGCCAACUACUGUGAUAAAACAGCUUCCUUUCUGGAAUGGAUGUGACGAAGAGGACCAUUGUGUCCCAGACUUGGUGUUACAAUCUCAGACUGAUCUAAUGAAUCGCAAGCAGUUCUGUGCACAGGCAUUUCGUGCAGGCAGUGUGUUAUGUCGGAGUCAGACUUUAGCAGAACCUUCUGAACGCAUUAUGGAGGGAUCCAGGAGGAGGAUGGUAAUUGAUGUGCAUCUAGAAAACAGAGGGGAGAAUGCCUAUGGAGCCAAGCUAAACAUCUCUUAUACUCCAAACCUACGCUUCUCCAGCCUUAUAGUGAAGGAUAACUCUGAUAUACAUAUAGACUGCCAUGGUCAGAACAGGCGAAAAUAUGAGAAAUCUUGCAACAUUAGUGCACCUUUUAUGAGGGCAAAGACACAGGUAACAUUUCGUUUGGAAUUGGAAUUCAGUCACUCAGUGCUGCUGGAUCAUAUACGGCUCAUUCUGGAGGUUAUCAGUUGGGGUGAGGAAGUUGCCUUAUAUGACAACAUUAAUCACAUUUUCUACACGCUGAGAUAUGAGGCUGAUCUUCUCUUCACAAGAGAUUUUUAUCCGACUCGAUAUGAACUUAAACCAGACCUCUCUCUGGAGGUACCAGGUGAUGUCAACCCUCCUUUCAACUUUACCUUUCAGAUCCAGAACCUUGGAUAUUUCCCUGUCCGAGAUUUGCAACUAUACAUUGCAAUCCCUGAAGUCACAAAGAAUGGCAAUCAGCUCUUGCAGAUCAGGGAUUUCCACGUAGAUCAGGUAGGUGGAAGUCAUUGUAUCCCUCCUCAGCAUGUGGCAUACAGUCGGGCCUCUCCAGAGGACCUGUCCAGAAUAUCUCGACUGAACUAUUCCAACACCCUGGCUGUGCCAGUGCAGUGUACAGUCAACUUGCCUUCCUACAGAGACGUGAACGUGAAAAUUUAUGGAUUCCUCUGCACUGAUGCACUGCAUGCUCUGAAGUUCAAAACCCUUGAACUGGUGACAACAGCCUCUGUGGAGCUGAGUCCCUCCAGUGCCAUGUUUCUGCAUGAGGAGAGGCCAGUCAGACAUAUAACCCUUGAGAUCAGGAAAGAGGAGGAUUACCGUGUUCCUAUCUGGAUUAUAAUAGGCAGUACACUCGGCGGCUUUUUACUUCUCUCUCUCCUCAUUCUGGCACUUUGGAAGUUGGGUUUUUUCCAAAGGCAGAAACGAAAUGAGGAUGCAGAGAAUGAGGCCAAUGGGAAGGUGGUGGAAGAGCGAUAACGCAGGCUGCUCAAGAUGGUAGACAGGCCUACUUCUCAGGGACCAACCCACAGCAAAAUUAGACAUCUCUGAAAACAGAGAUACAAAGAGAGUGGCUGAGAGAGGGGGAAUAGAGAAAAAGUUGGACUUGUGACAAUUAAGAAGGAUAAGGAGAAAAGGAUAUGCUCUGUGCACUUGACAAUCUGUUGUUCAGCCAUGAAAAAAAACUGCCAAUGACCCUCACUGUGCCUGCACUGCUUACUGAGCCUAUGGAGAUUGGUCUCAGUCUCACAUCUGAUCCUAGAUCCAAACCCUCAGAGAGCCUGAUGUUCACAGCAACUUAAGAGACAGUCUUCUGAGAGACAGAAUCAAAAGAAAGACUUUAUAAAGGAAUGCUUGUCAGGGGAAAAUGCAUAAAAAAAGGAAAUAAUUCCUUUUUCACAUGGUCUUUGAAAGCUCAGUUAUUUCCUAAUCCUUGGCCAAAACUAUUGUCUGACUGCGAAUACACGUGAAAAACCUCAAACAUCCAUAUUUUCUGGUGCGUUUUUUUAGACAAAACAGGACAUCUUGGUAAAAGGAAGUGGGGGAAGAAGUGCACAAGUUAACUUACUCAAUAACUAUGUUUCCAUCCAAGGAUUUUUGGUGGAAAAAGUUUUAGCGCAUCAAAAUAAAGUGGAUGGAAAUGCACAUUAUUGCUAAAAUGUCACUAAUGUCGACAUAAUAUUUUUCAGUGUAACUCUAUAAACUCUAUGACGAUACAUCAAAUAUCGCAAAAAAUGUUUUGGAAACACUUUUUGUUGAUAAAAUUGGCAUUAACGCAAAAAUGUAGUGUCAUAUGAGUUUGCCCUAAUCGUUAGCCUGUGUUAAUCAUGAUGAUAGUAUUGAAAGCUAAUUCAUUGUACGUUAUUAUGGAUUGAUCUUUAUGGCAUAUAGAGCCGAUCUGCAAAAAUGAUACUUUCAGGAGUGCCAACACAAAUAUCUCGUGCAUGUUGAACAAAUGAAUGGCCACUUACAUUAAUCGCAUACCCAUCCAUUUAUUUAUUAAGUUUCUUGUCCACACCAUUCAAAAUAAUAGACGGCAGUCACAAAAUUUGCCCACAGUACAAAAAAAAACAAAAAAAAAAAACAUAUAAUUUCUGUGCAUAAAGAUGUUUUAAAUUAAGAAUAAAUUCACAAUACUAGGUGAAAAGCUUCAGCGUGCUUACAGCCCAAUUCUAUUAAAUUAUUGUUUAGUCUUUUUUUUUAGAGCUAUAAAUACCUUUUCUUUUCUCAAACUUAAAUUAGCUUUACCCUGUUAGUCGGCUGAAUGACAUUCUCAGAAUGUUCUAGACUUUUUUCAAGAAUAUAAACUAUCGGAACUAUUUUUCCAAUGCUGAGUUCACUUUCAGAAAAUGAGCUUUUGAACAUUUUAAAACUUUAAAUAUUUUAAAUCUAACCCUCUUUCCUCAGAUCGCAUUUAAAGCUUCUUCAGAAAAUAUAAUUCGCAUUUUGAAGCUAAAAUACAUUUUAGAUGAUAAUCAAGUUUAGUGGGUCAUUAACAGUUGCUGGAGAAAUAUGCGGGACAUAAUGCAGUUGUGAUGGCGAUUGAUUAGAGGAUUGUUCAAAAUAUUGAAUAUCAGGAAUGUAUCAUGUGUAAACCCUGAUAUAACACCGCAUCAGUUUUCUUUAAUAGCUGUGCAUGCAUACACAUCGAUUGAUGGUCCUUAUACUGAGACCGAACAUUUCCACCUCUACUUGUGCAGGUUGCCAGCUUGAACAAGGCCAUGACGAUCUGCUAUCGGGUCGGAACCGAUGACAACCUGCGAUAGGUGCAACAUCAGGACCAAUAUUACAGUCCUAUCAGAAGAGCAACUGCUCCCUUUUGAUUGCAAUUCCUCCUCUUCUGAUUGCUUUUAUUAGUGAAAUUAAAAUGACAGUAAACUGGAUAAUUUUAAUGAAUUGUCUCAAUAAUCUCCCCAUUUUACCAAAACUUCGGAGGAAAUAAUUAGGGACAUCUGGGAUGCAAAUUAGCGAUAAACACACAUUUCUGUAUGGAAACGGCUUCAGGGCAGAUUUUUUUUGCUCUAAACCAAAACUUAUGCGACUAAGAGUUUUUUAUAGGCAUAACGUCAUCACGCACACCAUUUAUCGCUAAAAGGCCAUUUGAAUGGAAACGGGCAGAAGACGGCAAUUGUCGCAAAUUGUUUUCUUGCAUUUUCACUUUGUCGAUAACAAAAUAGCUCGAAAGGUGGAUGGAAACUUGGCUAAUUUAAUAAAUGUGGUUAUAAUAUGUAAUGGUGGGCACUGGAGGUUUUUUUUUUUUUUUUUAUACGGUGGUCAUAAUUUAUUGAAUAGAAUUUGAACAUCCUUAUUGACUUUACAUUGUUUUAUGAAAUAUCCUCCUCUACCAUAUAACAAUUAUUUAAUCUAUUAUAUUAAACAUUUUUUGUCUUUAAAAAUAGAGGGGAACAUUUACUGUUGUUUUUAAACAUUAAUGCACUUUUCAUAUUAUAGUAAUACAGACUUGAACUUUGUAAAUAUACAGGUUAACUUUUUAACAUAAGUUUCAAAAUUUGCUUUCAUUAGGAUUGUGGAAUUAUAAUGUACUGUAUGUCUAGUAAGAAAUCAGUCCUAGUUUAGCUUCCACGAUAGAGCAGCACAUCCUCAAGUUUGCUUCUCACCUCAACAAGUAGCCUUGAAAGGGUACGCUUCCUGUACAGUAUGUCAACCAGGCCAGUGAUGCCUUUGAAGAUCUGUGUUGUUUGUUCCCUGAAGAUAUCAAUAGAAUUGCUCAAAUGUUACCUAAAUUUGAGUAAAAGUAAGAUGUUUGGUGUUUACAAUGCUAUGAAACAUCCUUAUAAUUUCCAGAUCUAAUGUAGUCAUGGAUUCCUAUUCUCUAAUACUAAAUCAUAUAUUAUAUUUAUAAGUGGAAAUAUAAAUAUGUAAAUGAAGAAUUAGGACAAUGAAUGAGCAUUCAUAUAUGACACAGAAAUAUAAAUGGCAUUUGUGUUGAAGUGUAAUAAAUGCAAAUUGUUUUGUGGAAGGUCAAAUCUGCAUCUAAAUUUUCCCCAAACAUGGUCAUGGUGAAUUGUACAAACAGUACUGGUAGCCCACUGAGUUUUCUGUCAAUUAACACUGAUUUGAUUUCCACAGUAUAAAGUUCUGCUUAUAAACAAUUAUAAGAAUAUAAGAAAUCUAAGAAAAUUAUUCUUAUAUUAAGAGCAAUAUAACUGGGCAGCUGAUGUGACAUGUUUUCAAAGUCCCUCCAUAAAAUAUUAUACAAUAAAAAAUCAUAAAAAGUAUUUUUAAGUACAGUAUUCUCAUUUUCGUCAUGCAAAUUUGAGCAGAAUAUGGUAAUAUAGUAUAGCCCUAGAA